AUGGCAGGUCCAGAAACUGAUGCCCAAUCCCAAUGCAUUGGUAUCAGAAAAUAUUUCAACUCUUACACUCUCACAGGUAGAAUGAAUUGUGUACUGGCCACAUAUGGAAGCACUGUUUUGCUGAUUUUAUACUUCAAGUUAAGAUCUAAAAAAAAAAAAAAAAUCCAGCUGUGA
Phyllostomus hastatus (greater spear-nosed bat) is the source of this 174-nucleotide messenger RNA. RefSeq names its product ATP synthase membrane subunit K, mitochondrial-like. Lineage: Eukaryota; Metazoa; Chordata; Mammalia; Chiroptera; Phyllostomidae. The coding region runs from base 1 to 174 and encodes 57 amino acids. The transcript has a single exon. The record is from RefSeq and is a predicted model, not a curated record.